AUGGACUUCCUCAAAUACUUCAACGGCGGUGACUCUUCCGGUCGCGACCAAGUCUACGAAUGUGACCCUCAGGCACCUCACAAAGCCGCUUUCUCGCACGAGCUCAUCGGCGGUGCUGCUGCUUUUGAAGCCAUGAAGGCGUACGAAGGUCACCUUCAAGCCAACGGCCAGCCUCCAAGCCAUGCCGUGGCCAAAGAGAUCAUCGCCGGCUUGGUGGGGGCCGAGAUUGACAAACUCGUUGAGACCAAAGGUUUGGACGCUUGGGACCAGCACAAGAUCGACGCAGCUCGGAAGCACGCCCAGAAGCAAGCCUUCGAGGCCUUUGACCAGUCUGAUCACGCUGCGCAGUACUAA
Messenger RNA from Tremella mesenterica DSM 1558, 354 nucleotides. RefSeq lists its product as uncharacterized. Lineage: Eukaryota; Fungi; Basidiomycota; Tremellomycetes; Tremellales; Tremellaceae. The transcript is spliced from 6 exons. The coding region runs from base 1 to 354 and encodes 117 amino acids. The record is from RefSeq and is a predicted model, not a curated record.